Messenger RNA from Eublepharis macularius, 513 nucleotides. RefSeq names its product NADH dehydrogenase [ubiquinone] 1 beta subcomplex subunit 4-like. Gene Ontology annotation, cellular component: mitochondrion. The transcript has a single exon. Lineage: Eukaryota; Metazoa; Chordata; Lepidosauria; Squamata; Eublepharidae. The record is from RefSeq and is a predicted model, not a curated record. Bases 1 to 513 code for a protein of 170 amino acids.
AUGGCGGUGCCCUCUUUGUCCGGGUCGGGCUUCAGCUACCAGCUGGUACCUUUGGCUCCACUGCCGCCACAGCUGGACCCGGCCAACUACGACGCCUCGCCCAAGAAGCACCAGAGUGAGGCCAAGCACCUGGCCAUCCGCGCCCACCUCAAGUGCCAGUACCUGCUGCAGCUCAACGACCCCUGCCGGACACAUCACAUUGAAGACCCUGCCAUUACUCAGUGGACCUAUGCCAAAGCAAACGUCUACCCUAAUUUCCGAGUCAACCCUAAAACUUCCUUAUUGGGUGCUUUGUUUGGAAUAGGCCCCAUUACUUUCUGGUGGUACAUCUUCAAAAAGGACAGGGAUUAUAGAGAGAAACUCAUCAAAGAAGGCAAUUGCCUAUUGAGUUCCCACGAAUGGUGUGCUGUAAAGCUGCCAACUGGGUCACCAUUGCAAUUUUGCUUUCUCUGUACAGUAGCAUCAGGCCUUUUUCAAAAUAAAUGUUUCUUGUUGAGGAAAAAAAAAGGAUAG